GUCCUGAAGAUACUUUCGGAGAACACGCGGGGUGGGAUAUUGCUUUUUCCAUAUUAUUUAAAUCAAGCCAUGUCUUGCCUCGACUGAUCAUACAGCAACAGCAUCAUACAGCAUACAAACAAGAUGGAGCCAAUCGUCUGGGUUUUCAUAUCAAUUCUGGCCUUUUUGGUCUUUGUUAUUCGGGCUGCUCUCACCUAUGGCCAUCGUACCAAGGAUAUGCCUCCGGGGCCUCCCACCCUCCCCUUCAUCGGCAACGUCCACCUCAUCCCCAAAUCCUACACGCACAUCCAAUUCACCGAAUGGGCCCGCAAAUACGGCGGCCUCUACAUGCUCAAAGUCGGGCACAGCAACAUCGCCGUCGUGACCGACCGACGCAUCGUCAAGGAAGUCGUCGACCGGAAGAGUGCCCUCUACAGCCACCGUCCGCACUCGUUUGUCUCGCAUGAACUCAUCACAAAAGGGGACCAUCUGCUCGUGAUGCACUAUGGGCCGAAAUGGAGACAGUUUCGGCGUCUCGUGCACCAGCAUCUCAUGGAGUCGAUGGUGGAUAGUCAGCAUUUGAGGAUUGUGAAUGCCGAGUCGAUUCAGAUGGUGCGGGAUUAUAUGCGUGAUCCGGCGCAUCAUAUGGCGCAUCCGAAGAGGUGGAGUAAUAGUAUUACCAACUCAAUCGUCUUCGGAAUCAGAACGGCCAACCGCCACGGCAGCAACAUGAGCCGUCUCUACCACCUCAUGGAAGAAUGGUCGCAGAUCAUGGAAACAGGCGCCACUCCUCCAGUGGAUAUCUUCCCCUUUCUCAAGAAUCUCCCCGAAUGUUUCUUCGGCAACUACAUCACCAAGGCGCGCGGCAUCGGCACGCAAAUGGAAACACUGUAUCAAGACAUCCUGGCUACCGUCGUCAAACGGCGCGAAGCAGGCAUCGACCUCGGCACAUUCAUGGACAACGUUCUCUCUAAUCAAGAGCAGAAUCAGCUUCCUCAUCAUCAGCUAGCCUUUAUCGGUGGUGUGCUUAUGGAGGCGGGAUCCGACACGAGUUCCAGUCUGACCAUUGCGAUUGUGCAAGGGCUGAUUCAGAAUCCGGAGGUGCAGAAGCGUGCGCAUGCUGAAAUUGAUGCUGUUGUGGGCCAUGGAAGAUCGCCGGUCUGGGAGGAUUUGGCGAAUCUGCCGUAUAUUAACAUGAUUAUCAAGGAGGGACAUCGGUGGAGGCCUAUCCUGCCGCUGUGUUUCCCGCAUGCUUUGGGUGAAGACGACUGGAUCGACGGCAAAUUCCUCCCCAAAGGCACCGUCAUCAUGAUCAACACCUGGGGCAUGCACAUGGACCCCAACCAGCCACAUGAUCCCGCCAAAUUCAUCCCCGAACGCUACGAGAACCACCCCGCCCUCGCCCCCGAAUACGUCGCCGGAAAGUGGGAGAACCGCGACCACUACGGCUACGGCGUCAGCAGACGCAUCUGUCCGGGCAUCCACCUCGCCGAGCGCAACAUGUUCCUGGCUGUGGCGAAGCUGCUGUGGGCGUUUGAGUUCCAUGCGGGCGAGGGCGAGAACGAUUCGGAUCCGGUGAGUGGGUAUCAGAAUGGGUUUUUGUACUGCGCGAAGCCGUAUGGGUGUGAGACGGUGGUGAGGAGUGAGGAGAUUCGCGAGACGGUGGAGAGGGAGUUUGCGGUUGCGGAGAGGGAGGUGUUUGCUGAGUUUACCGAGGGUUGAUCUAUCUAUUUUUCAUCUUUUUGUUUUGAGAUUUAGAUUGUUUUAUGGAUUUAUGUUUGAUGAGAGUGCGGCAGAUAUUUCCUUUUUAGGGUAUACUUGCCUAUGGCAUUUAAAUACUGCGUAAUUCACAACUUGAC
Molecule: messenger RNA, 1838 nt
Organism: Aspergillus wentii DTO 134E9
Lineage: Eukaryota; Fungi; Ascomycota; Eurotiomycetes; Eurotiales; Aspergillaceae
Product: cytochrome P450
Exons: 4
Coding region: 124-1701 (525 amino acids)
Molecular function (GO): monooxygenase activity; iron ion binding; heme binding
Source: RefSeq, a predicted model, not a curated record